AUGUCUGACCAGUCCAUACUUCGCAUCACUCGGGAAAUCAGGCAUAUCCAACACAACGCAGAUCUUUCUCUCGCCGUGGCGUAUAAGGAUUCUGAUAUUCGCAAUGUGACCGCUAUUGUGUUGGGAACCCCUGGGACACCUUACCAGUUCGGUCUCUUUGAGUUUAGCAUCAGUUUUGGCAAAGACUAUCCUGCCACUCCGCCUAUUGUUCAGAUUACGACGACCAAUGGAGGACGAUGCCGUUUCGGUCCUAAUCUCUAUGCUGGGGGUAAGGUUUGCUUUACCUGGGGUGGCCAGCGCGGGGAGGAAUGGUCGUCAGCUCAAGGACUGGAGUCCAUUCUGAUCUCCAUUCAGAGCCUCAUGUCGAACAAUCCUUAUGAGAAUGAGCCUGGAUACCAAGGGGCACAUGCACCCGAGGAUCAGGAAAACAGCCAGGCUUAUAUUGAAAAGAUACUUAUCCAACCCUUGGAAUCAUCACUGGGCAUUCAGUCGGACGGAACAGUCAUGCCAUCCGAGAGCAAGAAUAUAGGCGAGGAUGAUGACUGUGAUGACUCGUUCGAUGACGAAGACGGCACUUUCUUCGAGCCCUUUGCGGAUCUUCGCAAGAGGCGCUUCUUAUGGUACUUUGACUCCUACAUGCAGGCGAUCAAAGAAGCAGAACCACAGGUGAGACGCCGCCAGAGAUUCGAAACCAUGCCUUUUGAGACCGAAGAUAAUUGCAUGAGGGGCCAUUUUAAUUAUCCCGAAUUGAGACGACGACUCAUCCGCGUAAAGGAAGCCAUCCUCAAAGAGACGCACAAUUGGCCAAUAGAAGGUCUCGAGGCGAAAAAGCAGGAGGCUAGCCUUGCGGUGAGCCUGCAAAGUCAGUACGAGCAGAUCGUUGAGGAUUUCAAGCAUCGCCACAAUUUCACAGUGGACCUGGGCCUCGUCCACGAAAACCCGUUCCUCUGGGUAUUGAUCUACUUUGGUCGCCCCAUGACGCAGCUUGAUGGUGGUGUGUUUAAGAUCAAAAUCUAUCUGAGUCCACGAUUCCCGGAAGAGCAACCCCGUGUCGUCGUUGAACCAGAACUCUUCCACUACCGGGUGUCUAAGGAUGGAACGUUGUGCUAUUUCCCAAAACGCACUGAGGAAAUGCGCCAUCACAUCGAGGCAAUCGUGGAAGCACUUGAAGAGGAGUCAGCACCUUACGAUCCGCGGACAACCGUGAACCCAGAAGCAUCCAAGUUGUUCUGGGGUAGCCCUGAGGAUCGAAAGAACUACAACCGUGCACUCCGUCGCUCGGUACAGAAGAGCGUAGAGUGA
Messenger RNA from Aspergillus novofumigatus IBT 16806, 1302 nucleotides. RefSeq names its product ubiquitin-conjugating enzyme E2. Bases 1 to 1302 code for a protein of 433 amino acids. Lineage: Eukaryota; Fungi; Ascomycota; Eurotiomycetes; Eurotiales; Aspergillaceae. The transcript has 8 exons. The record is from RefSeq and is a predicted model, not a curated record.